UAAAGAGGUGGCUGGUUGGCGCGCGCGCGGAGAGAAGUGUGUUCUGCCGUUUUGGUGGAGAGAGAGAGAGAGAGAGAGAGAGAGACAGAGACAGAGCGUGGUAGUGGUGGUGGGGGGGUCGAAGGUAGGUUCUUGUGAGUGUGUUUUGGAAAACGAUGGGUUGGUGGGAAGGUUCCGAUGAAACUCGGGUUAUGGUUGCUCCAGAUUCUGGUUGCACUGAAAAUGGCGUUGGACGCUACCUAUCACUCCGCCAUCCCAAAUCUGGCAACAAGACAUGCUAUCUCCUUGUCAAUGAGGGGCUUCAAGAGCUUCACUGGUUUAAGCAAUCCUACAGUUCUUGGUUCCUGGGUGAUUAUGUUGCUGAAGAUGGCCGGCUAUAUAUUGCCACUCCAGUUGAUCCUGUUUUUGUUUUGUUGCCCAUUUUUGAGGAAGCCAGAAUGAAGAAGCGGGAUGAUCCUGGGAAGUUUAGGCAAAUAGACGAAAUUAUCUUCAUUGAUGGUUAUCCUGGAUAUCAACAUUUACUGUCAAUUGCAGAGAAAUCCAUGCAAGUGGUCUGUGAAGUUAAAGAAGUUGGAUCCUUAAAAUUUUUCAGGCUUGAUGACUCCAAAGUUCUCAGUUGGUUGUGCUGCAAGGUAAGUCAGCUAAAACAGACAUUAUUGACCUUAGACAAAAACUAUGCUGCACAAGGAGAGAAAGAGACAGUAUCUGAUGCAGCUUCAAUAUUAGGUGAGUACUUGAAGGAUGAGCCAUGGUUGAAGCAUCUGUGUGACCAUUUGAGGUUAAACUUACUAGAGAUAACAAGGAAAGCACCAGAUAUUGAAAAUCCUCCUCCUGAUGCUGCAGAAAGUGAUCUAGGGUCUUGCAGUGUUUUGCAGGAGGGGAAGAAUAAGAGCACGAUUAAGAAUUCAAGAGCUGGGAAGCAAGCUAAGAAGGCAAAAGUGGAGACAGAAUCACAUAACAUUAGAGAAAUGUUUACUAGGGCUUCAAGAAGGAAAAACUGAAGAAUUUCUGCGGAAAAGACUGAACUCAUCAUGGAGGAAUCAUCACUGAGACGUAUUGUUGUAUGUUGAAAUUGACUCCCAUGCUAGUUAUAAGUAACUGCUGCUGUUAGAUUGUAAGAAUGAAUGUAACUAAUUCAAUUUUUGCGUUGAUACUACCGUAAUUUAUGAUUAAAAAGAAGAAGAAGAAGAAGAAGAAGAAGAAGAUACUACUAUUAUAGUUUUAUUAUUAUUA
Molecule: messenger RNA, 1233 nt
Organism: Ziziphus jujuba (common jujube)
Lineage: Eukaryota; Viridiplantae; Streptophyta; Magnoliopsida; Rosales; Rhamnaceae
Exons: 10
Coding region: 156-1001 (281 amino acids)
Biological process (GO): RNA catabolic process; ribonucleotide metabolic process
Cellular component (GO): nucleoplasm; ribonuclease H2 complex
Source: RefSeq, a predicted model, not a curated record